GACCCACACACACACACACAAUGCUGAUCAAAUUAACAAGUCUAUUGUUCAUUCUGAUGCUGGUGCUGGCUAUAAAUGCGGAUGCGACAAAUACAACAACAGAAGCUAGCCCGGACAAACUCAGACCGCUCUGUUACUUAAAGCCACUGACGGGUCAAUGUAAAGCCGCCUACAGACGUUGGGCCUACAACCUAUCCAAGGGCAAAUGCAUUCAAUUCAUUUAUGGCGGCUGUGGAGGAAAUAAGAAUCGUUUUAAUAACAAAGCGACGUGCAUGAAGACUUGCAGUUAAAAAUGUUGCCUAACUUAUAAGAAAUAUAAAAAUUGAAGAAAA
This is a messenger RNA of Scaptodrosophila lebanonensis, 332 nucleotides long. RefSeq names its product kunitz-type serine protease inhibitor 2. The transcript has 2 exons. Gene Ontology annotation, molecular function: serine-type endopeptidase inhibitor activity. The record is from RefSeq and is a predicted model, not a curated record. NCBI's taxonomy places the organism in Eukaryota, Metazoa, Arthropoda, Insecta, Diptera, Drosophilidae. Bases 21 to 290 code for a protein of 89 amino acids.